GUUAAAUCAAACAAAAGGCCUUCGUCGUGGUUAGGUGGCAUCCAAAUUAAAGAAAAGAAUAACAUAAUAUUCUUCGUUCUCUAGUUCCAAUCAAUGAUUUUAAAUCGUAGCAAAGGCUGCGUGCAAAGUGUCCAUUGCUAAUAUCAUAUCAGACUAGUGUAAUAGCGAUUCGCGUAAAACAACUGCUAAAGUUCUGUGUUUGGAUGACGGAAUUUCCUGCUCCGUCUGUGGUAAACCAUUUCCAGUACAGAAGCAACACUCGCGGCGAAGUGAUUGUAGAUUGGUGUCAAGAAAGGUCAUCGGAGCCCUCAUCUUGUUUACAGCAAAAGUUUGCGUGACAGAUUGUUGUUGCAGAGUCAUACAAGUUAGGUGGCAAAUUGGUGAACGGACUUAAAACGAAAACGACAAAUAUCGUGUAAAUGCGGGACAAGUUAUGGAUCAGGCCCUCGAGCAGCAUAUUCAUCACUUCCCGUGAUGCGUGUGUAGAUUUUGUCUAAAGAUAAGCUAUCAGUUUUCUUACGCUAUCAGUGGACUGAGGAUGAGAAGAGGUGUGUGACUAGGCGGCGGCUUUCAACGAGUUCGUUUAGUGUGCAUAUUUGUUGUUAACAAGUGUUUGUGGUUUAUUUUAUUCAAUUGUGUACGAUUUCGCUAGUGCGACCGAUUGGACGCAAUUUGCCAUUUGUUGUGCUGUGUUGUUUGUUGUGCUGUGUUGUUUGUUGUGAAACAAUUCCUGAGCGAGACGGAUUGCCGCAAAACAUUCCUUAAUCCAAGGGCACAGGCUGAUAGUUUGAUUUAAAAGUGCUACACAACGCAGGACCACAACGUCACAACGAGCAGCGUAAACCCUGGCAUCCAGGCAGAAACUGAAGCUUGCAAAAAUGGCACAAGAAUCGGCCGUCAAACAAUUCAUCGAUCGGAUCAAUAGCACCAACAACGACCCAAACCGAAAGGCAAUAACUCCGGCCAUUGCCGCCCGUUUCCUGUUGGCACGUAAAUAUGACAUCACUCGUGCGAUGGCGCUUUACGAGCAGCAUGAACUGAUCCGACAACGAGAAGGGCUGUACGGAUUCGAUCCACUUAACGAACCACUGCGUGCAGAGCUGGAAACCGGAAAGUUUACGAUCUUGCCUGGACGAGAUGCUAGUGGUGCAGCGAUCGCUUUGUUUACUGCAAAUUUACACUAUCCGAUGACUGUAACGCAUAAAACAACUCUACAAGGCGUUGUUUAUCAGCUAGAUGUAGCGUUACAGAGCACUGAAACGCAGAAGGCUGGAUUAGUUUUUAUCUACGAUAUGAGCACUUCAAAGUAUUCCAACUUUGAUUACGAUUUAUCUCAAAAGAUCCUCACAUUGCUGAAGGGUGGAUAUCCUGCUCGGCUGAAAAAGGUUCUUAUUGUAACGGCUCCACUCUGGUUCAAAGCACCAUUCAAAAUCCUGCGGCUGUUCGUGCGUGAGAAAUUGCGUGAACGCGUUUUCACCGUAUCAAUACCACAGCUGAGUUUACAUGUUCCUCGGGAAUCUCUGCCGAUUCGAUUAGGUGGUACCUUAGAAGUUGAUCAUUCCUCAUGGUUAUUACAUUGUUACAAAUCGAUGACGAAUCGUGAAGACGAAAUUAUUGCGACAGCGGGUCAGCAACAACAGCAGCAGCCACAGAAUUCUCAAAACAGUUCUGCAAUUGUGGCCGGGGCGAAUGCUGGAAAUGCUGGCAUGGGAAGUGCAGGAAUCGCGGCAAUACCUGCGGCAACAGGCACGCUGGAUACGCACCACUUGCUUAGCGGUGUUGGUGUUGGCUCGGAACUAGUGGAUGUUGCUUUCGUCGCCGCGCAUAACCACCGAACAGUAUCGCCUAGCAAUGGCACGCUGGUAGAGGAUCACUUAAACGUGGAUGAUAUUAGCGACUUAGCAGCAGUGAGUGCCAAUCAACAUCUUCCCGCGAACCAUGCAAGCGGCGGUGUUGGACAUCACAAUCACCACACCAGCAAUGAAUUGUGGACAGAGAACCCUCCGAGCAGCGCAUCGUCAGGCUUUAGCGACGAUGAUAGUUUGGCCGGCGCAGAAGGAGAUCCCAAAACGAUCGAACAGAUUGUGCAGAUGGUCCGCGAAAGGGGUAAAAUGGGAUUGAUUCGUGAAUACACCGAAAUAAAAGCCCGCGCUCCAGAUGGUACCUUCACGCAUGCAAAGCUGAGAAAUAAUUUAGCGAAGAAUCGCUACACGGACGUGCUGUGCUACGACCAUAGCCGCGUAGUGCUGUCUCAGGAGGAGGACGAUCCGACAACGGACUAUAUCAACGCGAACUUUGUCGAUGGCUACAAACAGAAGAAUGCUUACAUUUCCACACAGGGACCACUACCAAAGACAUCGUAUGAUUUUUGGCGUAUGGUCUGGGAACAGCAUUGUUUGUUGAUCAUUAUGACAACGAGGGUGAUGGAACGGGGUCGUGCCAAGUGCGGUCAGUAUUGGGAACCAAGUGAAGGUGGUGUAGCGGAGUACGGUUUCUUUCGAUUGCGGACAAUGUCGAUAGAAACAAAAGAAGACUACACCGUAGUGGAAUUGGAAAUAAGAAACAUUAAGACUGAUGAGGUAAGGUGCGUGUCCCAUUGGCAGUUUACCAGUUGGCCUGAUUACGGUGUGCCCUCGUCGGCCAAAGCUAUGCUAAAUUUUCUUCAACGUGCCCGCGAAAAGCAAGCCGAGAUGGUACGGUCGCUGGGUGAUCUGUGGGCCGGUCAUCCUCGGGGCCCGCCAAUAGUGGUUCAUUGCAGUGCCGGAAUCGGACGAACGGGUACAUUCAUAACGUUGGACAUUUGUAUAUCGCGCCUGGAAGACGUUGGUACGGCCGACAUCAAGGGGACAGUGGAGAAAAUACGUUCCCAGCGGGCAUAUUCAAUACAAAUGCCGGAUCAGUACGUGUUUUGUCAUUUGGCCCUAAUCGAAUAUGCGCUUUCGCGCUCCAUGUUACAGUCAGUAGAUCUUUCGGAGUUUGAUGAUCGGGACGAAGAAUCCGACUAGAGGAAGAAAUCGCAAAUGACACAAACAACAUAAACACAACUCACGCACGUCUGAGUGAUGAACAGUACAGGUCAUUAUUUGCUCCCAUUCGAGGGGAAUGGCUGAAAAGGUGAACUACUUGUCCUGAUUCGGGAGGUGAGCCGAAUGCGACAUGAAUGUUAAUUUGCUGAACGCCUCUUUGCACUGUUCAACCUUCAACCUAACCCAAUCGAUGAUUGUUUUUCGUGUGAUUAGUAUAAAUGCCGAUCACCUUCGCACAGUGUAAGCGUAAGUAUCGCUCGUGUACUAUACACGCGGACUCGUUUGACGAAGAGUACGCGAGUUUGAUUUGUGUUUUGGAUAACAUAAAUUAUUGUUUAACUGCAGUAGUAUAACACGGUUCAGAUCGUACACUACGAAAAAAAGACCUGAAUGUCGGCAUGCAAAAUACCAGGAGAUAUUAGAUUCGACAUAAUACUACAAGCGAAACCAUAUGGAAAAUUACGGAAACGUUUUGCAGUGGUUCGGCUAAUGGCAUCUUUUUCGGCUUUUGGCAGUGUGAUUUAACACCAAAAACAAAGUAAGACAGAAUUAUUUUCUCCCAAUAAGUGCGUAUUCCUAAUGAUACAAGUGGCGAAACGAAGGUAAAAAGCGUCUACGAGGAAAUUCAACACGAAGAAUUUGAUGGCUUCGUGAUUUAAAUAGAUUUCAAUCUCUUUCUACUAUUGCAGUCGAACGCAAGGGUCGCUUGCAAGAAAACAACAAAAGCCCAUCAAUUGUAUGAUACCUAAAACUAUUGUUUUAAAAUCGUGGCAUUUUAGCAGGGCACAACUAGAGAUGAGGCAUCAUAAACAACUAAAAGAAUGUCCAGUCCAGUGAAAUGUGAAUUAUAGAUUUGUGAAAAUCCAUUGAAAUAGCGCGGAACAAGUGCUGUAAGAAGAAUGUGCGAGCAAAUAGAGAAAAGAUAUCAAAGUUUAUUUUUUCUAUUUAUUUUAAUUUUAGUAAGGAAGAUAUUCGUAAGUACAUUUAGUAAUAUUUAAAACUAGGAAUAAAAUAAUGAUAUGAGGGCGAUAUGUACGGAGAUCAAAUACAAACAAAACAAUAAGUAGACUAAAAAACCGUUCCGUAAAUAAAUAUCGAUCAUGAAAACUUGACUGCACACCGACGAAUGGCCGGUACCGUGGGAA
This is a messenger RNA of Anopheles stephensi (Asian malaria mosquito), 4171 nucleotides long. It is a transcript of the gene Ptpmeg2, whose product is annotated as tyrosine-protein phosphatase non-receptor type 9. The transcript is spliced from 8 exons. Lineage: Eukaryota; Metazoa; Arthropoda; Insecta; Diptera; Culicidae. Gene Ontology annotation, biological process: protein dephosphorylation. Bases 879 to 3005 code for a protein of 708 amino acids. Gene Ontology annotation, molecular function: protein tyrosine phosphatase activity. The record is from RefSeq and is a predicted model, not a curated record.